Limulus polyphemus (Atlantic horseshoe crab) is the source of this 542-nucleotide messenger RNA. RefSeq lists its product as uncharacterized. The transcript has 2 exons. The record is from RefSeq and is a predicted model, not a curated record. Bases 61 to 444 code for a protein of 127 amino acids. NCBI's taxonomy places the organism in Eukaryota, Metazoa, Arthropoda, Merostomata, Xiphosura, Limulidae.
GCUUGGUACAAGUAGGACACAAUAAGUUCGGCGUAUUAUUCAACUACAACGUAUUCAAAUAUGAUCUCAUCACCUACGUUCACUUACACAUCACCUGCAACCGUGCUUCCUCCCCCAUCUGCACCAUUAGUCUCACCAAUAGAAGCUUUAAGAACAGGGACACUGACACAGGUAGCUUCUUCUGUCCCAUUUUCCAAAGAACUUCAGGCAGCUAAUGAUUACACUCCGAACCUAAUCACUGACUCGGGGUCCAGUUCCAUGAUUUUAACCCUAUCCUCUUCUAACGCACGAGCCAACUUACGGGGUGCUGUUUCCCCGUUUUCUCCAAGUGAAGGAGGGAACAGUGACGGAGAUACUACUGACGAAGUGUACCAAGGUAGCACAUAUGACGAUAACUCGCAAAACAGGCGACCAUUUACAGAAUUUUCGUACGAAGCUACAUAAAGGGUUACCUGAGCAUAGCUGUUCCUAAUUUUGAACUGAUAGACUAGAAGGCUUAUGGCCAAUCCACGGCCCCAUAGGGUGACGCGCAAUUUUGCGGC